AUGACUAAGAUAGAAGAGGUGGUUGAAAGAAUAGUCGAUCUUGAGACUUGCAAAGAUACCCUUGGUCUCAAAGACAUUCCAACGGGAAGCUCCUCAUGGAGACCUCCAUCCACUUCUCUUGUCAAGGGGAAUGUGUUCGGCAGGGAUGCUGACCAACAGGCACUAAUCAAGAUGCUCAAUGACAACAGUCAUCAUAGCUUGUCUGUCAUCUCUAUUGUUGGAUUUGAUCUGAAAGUAUGGAUUUGUGUUUCUGAAAAUUUUGAUGUUGUUGAGACUACUAAGAAUGUUAUAAAGGGGAUCUCUUCAGGUGUCUGUAGUCUUGACAGUUUUGAUUUACUUCAACAAGAUUUGAAGAUAAAACUGUCAGAAAAAAAGUUCUUCAUUGUUUUGGACGAUGUUUGGAGUGAAGAUGCUGACAAAUGGAAUAGUUUUAUCACCCCUUUUCAACAUGGGAGAAAGGGAAGCACUAUUCUUCUAACUACCCGCAUGGUAAAUGUUGGUCGAAUAGUCCAACAUUAUAACUCUUACACCCUCAAUCAACUGUCAGAUGAUUUUUGUUGGUCUAUUUUUGCGGACAAUGCAUCCUUUCCUGAAUCAAAUGGGAGCUCAGAACUGGAAGGAAUAGGCAGAAAGAUUGUCGAGAGGUGUGAUGGCUUGCCGUUAGCUGCAGAAACACUUGGACGCUUGUUGCGCUCAGAGCGUCGUGUUGAAGAAUGGAAUAAAAUACUAUCGAGUGACAUUUGGGAAUUUUCUGUGGCAAAUUGCAAGAUUGUUCCUGCAUUGUUAUUAAGUUACCAUCAUCUACCCACUCAUUUAAAAUGUUGCUUUGUUUAUUGUUCACUGUAUCCCAAAGAUUAUAAAUUUGAUAAAGAUGAAUUAAUAUUGCUGUGGAUGGCUGAAGAUCUUUUACAACCACCAAGGAGGGGACAGACUGUAGAACAAGUUGGUUGCGAGUGUUUUGAUGUGUUGGUUUCAAGACUAUUCUUCAAGCAAGUUGAGAAUAAUGAUGAGAAAUAUUUUGUGAUGCAUGAUCUCAUGCAUGACUUGGCAACUUUUCUUGCUGGAGAUCUUUAUUGUAGAUUCUCAGAACUUGGUGAAAUGGAAGAGAUGAGUAUUCUAACUCGCCAUUUGUCAUACGAUCAUUCAAUCUCUGAGAAAACAUGCUCCUCUAAUAAAAUAGAAUCUUUGAGGACAUUAUUGUAUAUCAAUCAUGGUCAUGGAGCUCGUUUCUGGAAAGCACACACAAUGUUACCAUGUGAUUUAUUGUCAAAGAAUAAAUACUUGAGAGUUUUAUCCUUUAGUAGACUCGAUAUAUUUCCUGAUCCAGUAGAUAAAUUGAUCCACCUGCGCUAUUUGGAUCUCUCUACAAAUGUUGUUCAGACAUUGCCGGAGUCAAUAUGCAAUUUGUGUAAUUUACAAACAUUAAAGUUAAAAGAUUGUUCAAGGCUGACUAUGCUGCCCAAUGGCAUGUAUAAGCUUGUGAAUUUGCGGCAUCUUGAUAUAAGAGGUACUCCUCUGAAAGAAAUGCCAAAAGGAAUGGGCAAAUUAAAACAGUUGCAAACUUUAAGCAAGUUUGUGGUGGGAAAGCAAGAAGACAAUAGAAUGGAAGAGUUAGGAGGGCUUUUAAAUCUUCAUGGAUCACUUGUGAUUCACAAAUUGCAAAAUGUGGUUGAUGCCAAUCAGGCAAGAAGUGCAAGGAUAAUAGAUAAGAAGCACAUUGACGAGUUAUAUUUGGAAUGGUCUUCAAAUGAUUAUAUGGUUUCAGAUGCACAAAAUGAAAGAGAUAUACUCCACAGCUUGCAACCACACACUAACUUGAAAGAGUUGAUAAUAUGGGGUUACAAGGGUACAAUGUUUCCAGAUUGGUUGGGGCAUUGUUCCUACAACAAUAUAACAAGUGUAUCUCUAUGCUAUUGUAAGAAUUGCUGCAUGUUGCCUUCACUUGGACAGCUGCCAUCCCUGAAGUCCCUCCACGUUGAAAGUUUUGAUGAGCUGAAGAGCAUUGGCAAGGAGUUUUACAAGAAUGAAGGCCAUCAACAUUCUUCGCCUAUUGCACCGUUUCCCUCACUGGAGUCAUUGGAAUUUGAUAAGAUGUCAUGUUGGGAGGAGUGGCACUUACCUGACUCAGAAGCCUUUCCUCAGCUUAAGAGCCUUCAAAUAAGAGAGUGUGGAAUGUUAAAGGGAGAUAUGGUUAAUCAGGUAUUAGUGAGAAUCGUUUCUUCCUCAUCGGAUGUUUCCAAAGUGCGCCAACUGAAAAUACAAGAACAGCGUCAAUCAUGGGGGAAUAAAGAGAUGACACUCGAUGGGGAUAGGUUAUCAAUGAGUGGAUUUGAAGGUGUGGUGGAGUGUGCAUUUAAGGCAAGGAUCAUCCACCAUCUAACUUACCUCCAAGAAAUACGCAUCUCAUGGUGUUCAUCUGUUGUAUCCUUGGGGGACAAUUGUUUACCCAAAUCUUUGCUAAAGCUCCAAAUGUAUAGGUGUAGCCAAAUUGAAUUACUCCAGAAACAACAGAAAUAUGAUUUGGUAGAUCUACAAAUACUUGAAAGUUGUGAUUCACUGACCUCAUUAUCGCUGGAUGCCUUUCCCAAUCUCAAGGUUAUCAGCAUAACCAGGUGUUCAAAUCUGGAAUCAGUUUCAAUGUCAGAGCCACCACACGCUACUCUUCAAAGUCUCACCAUCUAUGAAUGCCCUGAAUUUGUGUCAUUUGCAGGAGAAGGACUGGCUGCACCCAACUUGACUCAUCUCGGCGUCACAAAAUGCCACAGGUUGGAGGCAUUGCCACGUGACAUGAAUAGUCUUCUCCCAAAUUUACACUCUCUGGACAUACGAGGUUGCCCAAACAUUUGUAGGUUGCCAGAGGGUAGUUUGCCGCCUAACCUGAAAGAGCUCACUGUAGGAGAUUGCAAGCAACAACUGAGAAGUCUAACAUGGAUGGGCAACUUGGACAACCUCACUCAUCUCACCAUUUAUGGUGAUGGCAGUGAGAGCAGAAUAAAGUCAUACCCAGAGGUGGGUUUGCUGCCUCGCCUUCCCUCCCUUACCACUCUACAUAUCAAACAAUUUCAUGAACUGGAGACAUUGGACUGCAAUGAGCUUCUCCGCCUCACCUCCCUCCAACAACUACACAUUUCAUACUGUAACAAGCUGAAGAAUAUGGAAGGAGAAAAGCUGCCUCCCUCUCUCUUACUACUUCAAAUUGACAACUGUUAUUUGCUGCGCGAACAGUGCAUGAACAAGCAUCAACAAAUUUGGUCCAAAAUUUCCCAUAUCCCCAUCAUUAAACUCAAUCGCAGACAAAUUUUCUGA
Molecule: messenger RNA, 3306 nt
Organism: Arachis stenosperma
Lineage: Eukaryota; Viridiplantae; Streptophyta; Magnoliopsida; Fabales; Fabaceae
Product: putative disease resistance protein At3g14460
Exons: 2
Coding region: 1-3306 (1101 amino acids)
Biological process (GO): defense response to other organism
Molecular function (GO): ADP binding
Source: RefSeq, a predicted model, not a curated record